This is a messenger RNA of Panicum hallii, 6780 nucleotides long. RefSeq names its product DDT domain-containing protein PTM-like. The transcript is spliced from 10 exons. Lineage: Eukaryota; Viridiplantae; Streptophyta; Magnoliopsida; Poales; Poaceae. Bases 281 to 6235 code for a protein of 1984 amino acids. The record is from RefSeq and is a predicted model, not a curated record.
CGCCGUACCAGGGUUGCGAGCCCCCCCCCCCCGCCCCGACUACCACAUCCCAUUCUCGCUGCCCCGUUCUAGUCGCCCGCUCGGGCCAACCGCCGCCUCCGCCGCGGAAGGGCGGGAUCGGCGGCUCCCAGAUUCGUACCGGGCCACACCAGUCCCCGCGUCAGCGCCGGCGCGGCAUCCGCUUCACCAAUCCCGGCGGAACCCCGUCCUGGAGGGCGCGAUUCGCGACGAGGAUGGCUCUGUAGGGCGCGCUCGCUAGGGUUUUCGCGCGCCCGGUGCCAUGGACGCCGCGGAGCCCCGGGAGGGUUCUGAUCGGGCGCCGGACGCCUCCGCCGCGGCGGGCCCCGCGCCGGCUGCCAGUGAGGUGGACAUGGAGGCCGCGGAUACCGGCGGCGCGGUGGGGGAACCUGCCGCGGCGCGCGCGGCCAGUGAGGCGGAGGUGGGUGAAGGCGCCGCGGCGGAGCGUGCGCGUGACGCGGGGGCCUCGGCGUGCGAGCCGGGGGUGGAGGUUGAUGAGGGCGGAGAGCAGCCCGCGGAGCCUGUAGCAAACAUGAUGGAUGCGGGCGGUGCUGCGUUUGGAGGAGAAGGACACUCAAGUGUGGCUGCAGCGAAGGAGGUGGAUGAGGGCGGCAUUCAGGGGGCAGUGCAGGAUGUGGCUCCUGUGGUGUCUGAAGCGAAGAUGGAGGUGGAUGCGGGUGGCGCUGCUAACAAAGAGUGCUCCGCGGCUCCUACGGUGAGCGAGUUGUAUGUGGGGAUCCUUCCAGGGGCAGCGCAGGGUUUGGCUCCUGAGGUGUCUGAAGUGAAGAUGGAGGUGGAUGUGGGUGGUGCUGCAAGCAAAGAGAACUCUGCAGCUUCUACGGUGAGCGAGGUGAAUGUGGGGAGCCUUCCAGGGGCUGCGCAGGAUUUGGCUCCUGCAGCGUCUGAAGCGAAGAUGGAGGUGGAUGGCGGCUGCGCUCGGGAACAAGAGUGCACUGCAGCGGCUGUGGCAGGAGAGGUUCAGAUGGAGGAAGGUGAUGGCAGAGUGGUGAAUCAAGGGCCUGCAACAACACCUGCCGGGGGCCUUCAGUUGAAACAGGAGGUGGGGGGAUGCUUGGUGGGCCGCUACAUUGGCCGGAGCGUUCCGGGGCAUGCAAGGAUUCUUAUUGGGAAGGUUGCGUCCUAUGAUAGCGCAACUGGGGUCUACAGUGUGGUGUUUGAGGAUGGACACGGUGAGGAUCUGGGGCUUCCUCAGCUCCAGGAGUUUCUCAUGUCUGAUGAGAAUGGUGCAUUGGGCAUGAAGGUGAGCUGCAGGAAGAGGAAGCUAGACUUGCUGGUUUCAUCAGGGAGUGCCUUGGAGGUGAAAGAGCCAGCAAGUACUCGGCAGAGGGUUGAUGGAUGUGAGACAUCUGCCAGGUCUGAUGCACCGCAGAAUAGUGGAUCUGGCUCGGAUAUGUCCGAGGAUGUUGAAUCUUCGAGUAAUUCAUCGGAUUUCACUAAAGAAGAACCGUUUGAGCCAUGCCCUCCUGUACAGGCCGUGGAGUUGCCUACGUCAUCCGGAGACAUUCCUGUGCCAGAAGAGUCAAUAAGUUAUCUCUUUUCUGUUUAUAACUUCCUGCGAUCAUUCAGCGUGCGGCUGUUCCUGAGUCCAUUUGGGCUGGAUGAUUUUGUUGCAGCCAUUAAUUGCACUGUGCAGAAUAACUUGUUGGAUGCUGUACAUGUCUCACUAAUGCGGGCACUGAGGCGGCAUCUUGAAUCGAAAUCUGCUGAAGGAUCCCAGCUUGCUUCUAAUUGCUUGAAGUAUCUGGACUGGACAUUACUGGAUGCGUUGACUUGGCCAACUUUCUUACUAGAGUACCUGUAUGUGACGGGUUGCAUUAAGAAUCUAGGGGGGCGGAGUUUUGGUAGAAGCCUCCUAGCCACUGAAUACUAUAAACUUCCUGUUGCCAUGAAGCUGAGAGUGCUGCAAAUACUCUGUGAUCAUGUCAUUGAAUCAGAUGAACUCAAAACUGAACUGGAGGACCGAGAAGGCUACUAUGAGGAGCUGGAAUAUGAGAUGGAUUCUGGCGCCUUUUUGGAGGCUGGUUCAAGAGCAGUUUCGACUAGAGCCUCAAAGGGCUCUGCAUACAAAAGGAUGAAUGAUUUGCAGAACCUGGAAAGCGCUCCGAAUGACCCAGAAGUUGCUGUAGCAAACGCUUCUCAGGAUGGCAACAGUGAUGAUUGCCGAAUAUGUGGAAUGGAUGGGACUUUGGUAUGCUGCGAUGGCUGCCCAUGGGCAUAUCAUUCGAGAUGUAUUGGUCAAAACAAAGCCUUCCUUCCCCAGGGAGAGUGGUUUUGUCCAGAAUGUGUGGUUAACAAGCUUGGAUCAACUUCAUCAAGAAUUGAGCGUGGUGCAAGAGGAGCUCAAACAUUCGGCAUUGAUAUGUGCGGGAGGCUAUUCUUAGGAACCUGCAACUAUUUGCUGGUGAUCGAAACAUCUUCAGAUGCAGAGUCUUAUGCAAGAUAUUACAAUCAUUAUGAUGUUGUCAAGGUCCUCCAAAGACUUGCUCCCUCAGAUGCAUAUGUGGAUAUAUGCAGGCAAAUAGAGGAAUACUGGAAGCAUUUACUUGGUAUAGUUCAAAGUGAGAGAUCAAAAAUAGGUAAAGAAGUUGGUGUGAGCCAUACUCUACAAUCCAGUAUGUUGAGUUUUACUCCAAGAAAAGCAGAUGGAAGUGACUGGACAACAUUAAAAGAUGGUGGGGACAGUAAAACAGUAGCACUUCCUCAAACAAAUGUGCAGCAGAAACUUUUGGCUAAUGAGGAACAAAAAUGCAUGCCCAGCUUAGUUUCUGUCACCGAGAAGAACGCUGAAGUUUGCAAUCAACCUCUAUCAGUUCAGUACAACGCACAUAAUGCACCCAGAAAUGGAGCUUUUGGACCAUCUGCGGUAUCAUCAAUUUCUCAUCAGAAUGGAUCCGUUGUAACGGGUGUGUAUAAUAUAGCACAAGCACAACCAGCUCAGAGUAUAUCCCGUCCAGUCUUAUCCACCUAUGUUGGAAUUGAUUGCAUGCCUAGGGAAGGUGCCGUGAGCACCAUUUCUGCAAAGUGUCCAUCUUAUCAAGGUAAACAACACGUUCAGUUGUUUGCUGAAAGAUCUGGAAACAUGAGUGGUGGUAAGGCAGCAAAAUUGUCAUCUUUUAAACCACAGGCUUACAUGAACCUCUACAAUCAUGGCAACAUUGCAGCAUCUGCUGCUGCCAAUCUUGCUGUCAUUACAUCUGAUGAAGGUAAGGUUUCAGCAUCCAAGCUGACUGCAAACCCAAGGAAAAGAAUGGCUGCAGACAAUUCUCUCCAAUUGAAAGCAUUUUCCUCAGCAGCCGCACAGUUUGUUUGGCCGAGUACCGAAAAGAAGCUUAUGGAAGUUCCAAGAGAUAGGUGUGGUUGGUGCCUUGCUUGUAGAAGCUCAGCAAUUGGAAAUAAAAAGGCUUGUUUUCUUAACAUGGCCACUGCAAAUGCUGCUAAAGGGUCUGCUCGAAUUCUUAGUGCCAUGCGUGUAAUUAAAAGUUCGGAUAGCCAUUUCCCCAGUAUUGUUGCUUAUUUAGCCAACAUGGAGGAAAGUUUGCGCGGCCUAUUAGUUGGUUCACUACAGGACGUGCAGCAGAAAGAACGGUGGCAUCAACAACUACAAGAAGCUUCCAACUGCAGAACUGUAAUACCACUGUUGCUUGAGUUGGAAAGCAACAUCCGUGGAGUGGCAUUUUCUGCAAGCUGGUUGAAGCCAAUAGACGACUGGCCUGUUGAAUCUCCUGGUCUAUCAGCCGGAGCAUCUCGUCCUGCACAAUACCAAAAACGUGGGGCUGGUGGAAGACGUGGCAGAAAACGUUCGUUGGCAUCUGAAUCUGGUACUGCUACUGAUGAUGACAACAGCUGGACUUGGUGGAGUGGAGGAAAUAUUUCAAAACGUACUUUGCAGAGGGGGGCUUUUCUAUGUUCAACCAUAAGAAAAGCUGCCCGCCAAGGUGGUAAAAAGAGGAUAGCAGGUUUAUCUUACCAUGAAGGUUCCAAUUUUCCAAGACGAACUCGGCAAUUUGCUUGGAGAGCAUGUGUUGGACUAAGCCAGACUUCAUCUCAACUUGCUCUGCAGGUUAGAUAUCUUGAUGCCCACAUUAGAUGGAAGGAAUUCAUCCCUCCAGAUCAAAUUCCUUCAGAUGGAAAAAGUUCUGAUGCUGACUUUUCUGCCCUCAGAAAUGCUGUAAUCUGUGAUAAAAAAAUAAUUGACAAUAAGAUAAGAUACGCACUUAAGUUUCCCAACCAGAAGCAUCUUCCUGUGCGCGUGACAAAAAAUAUCUUGGAAGCAGAAGGCGAUCAGGAUGAAAAUAGCAAAUUGUGGUUUUCUGAAAACCAUGUGCCACUGUGCAUGUUGCGAGAAUUUGAGCAGAAUGCUGGGAGUAAAUCCUUGUCUACUCCAGGAAUUUCGAGCUCUAACUAUUUCACCAAUUUCUACCCAAGGCGAGGAAAAGCAUGUGCUGGAGAUGUGUUUUCUUAUCUCUUUCACAAGGGAGAGGUCUAUCCCUGCACCUCAUGCAAGAAGGAUGUUCUGUACAGGGAUAUUGUUAAAUGCGGUUCUUGUCAAGGUAAUUGUCAUAAAGAGUGUACAUCAAGAUCUAUUGUUAGCAAAGGAGGCAGUGCUACUUCGAAUUUGACAUGCAAGUUAUGCCUCCAGAAGCGGAAUCUUAUGCUUACAAGUUACAAUACAAAUGCAAGUUAUAUCCGGCCUCAACAGAAGAGUACUGGCCAGCAGCAAGUGACCGCUCCCAAAAUUGUCUUUAAGGUUGGUUCUUCCCAUUCUGCUGAACCUACCCUGAAAGUUGAAGCGCAGCCAGUCACAAAGGUUAAAGCUCAGCCAGCCACAAAGAUUGAAGCACAACCACUUGCGAAGGUGGAAGCUCAGCCAAUUAUGAAUAUGAAAUCACAGCCAAUCGCAAAGAUGGAAACCCAGCCACUCACGAAGGUGGAAGCCUUGCCAAUUACAAAUGUGACAACUCUGAAUGACACAAGUGUACAAGCUCAGCCAAAGACAAAAGCUAAGUCAAAGUCAGAAAAACCGAAGAAACCUAAAAAGGUUCAAGUGAUCACAUAUUUUGGUCUCGUAUGGAAGAAAAAUAAGAAUGACAAGGAUGAUGGAAGUGAUUUCAGGGCAAAUGAUGUAAUCCUUAAAAGUAAGGAUGGUAUUGGUUCGACAAUAAAACCAAUUUGUUGCCUCUGUAACAAAACUUAUUCUCCGGAUUUCCUUUAUGUACGCUGUGAGAGGUGUAGAAAUUGGUUUCAUGGUGAUGCCUUGCAACUUGAGGAUGAAAGGAUUGGUGAGUUGGUUGCAUACCGGUGCUGUAGGUGCCGAAGGAGAGCCAUACCCCAAUGUCCUCAUUCAGAUGAUUAUACAAAGCCUGAAGCAGAAUUUAGCGAACAAACAGUUGCUACAUCAUCACAGUCAACAAUGCUAUCUAGUGAGGAGACUUUUCCUUUAGCAGAUCAGGACCCACUGCUUGCUUCAUAUGGAAUUGUCGAACCGAUUAGGGAAGAAGUGGAUGCUGAUUUAUCAACUAACAUGGUAAGCUUUGCCCCAGGAAGCAACCAGAAGCUGUCAGUAAGAAGAGCACAAACUAAAAACUGUGAAUAUCUUGAUCAAGCUGGUAUACCUGUGAAUGAGUAUUAUAUCCAGAAUCAACCUCCUGGAAAUGGAAACAUCAGUUUCAGCAAUAUGAAUGAAUAUUCUUUUUCAGAAGCUGACAGCGUGGAUGCUUCAGAGUUAUUGGGGUGGGAUUUUUCCCAAGGAACUGCAUAUGCUGAUUCCACUGCUAAUCACCAAGCAAAUGACACUAGCUGUGGCAGCUUUGCAACGGACCAAUAUGAACCCCAGACUUAUUUUUCAUUCACCGAGCUGCUUGAAGCUGAUGAUACGCAGCUUGACAAUGCAUUUGGGAUGUCUACUGGUCUGCAAGACGAUGGCAACUGCACAGGAAACUUUGAUCAACAAGGAGCUGGUUUUGAUGAUAUGUCCUUUAUGAUAGAAGAUGGAGCUUCAAAUAUGAACUUCCCAACAGAUGAUCCCUCCCCUGCUGUGGUAGCAUGUCACAAGUGCCAGAACACUGAGCCACCACCCGAUCUCAAAUGUGCAGUCUGCGACCUGCACAUACAUCGGCAAUGCUCACCUUGGGAUGAAAAUGUGCUGCCUACUGCGAGGGGCGAUUGGAGUUGUGGUGCUUGUCGAGAAUGGCGAUGAUUAACUUCUGAACUUGAUUGCAUCUUUUGAGAGUGGCAGCCUCAGCUGAGAUAGCAGGUGGAAGGUAUAUUGUCAAAGUGCACCACUGAUCUGGAUGAAAAUUGUCCAUCAAGCUGUUAUGAUGCACUGCUACUGAUUGUUCGGAUGCGGUUUGUUAUUUGACAAAAAAAAAAAUUAACGACCAUACAGUUAGACUACUAGACUAGCAAUGACUGCUGCGGAGUUUACACUGUACAUACUAAAGGAUGGGUCGCCAGAGCCCAUUUUCCAUUCUUUAGAGUUUAGAGUGUUUAUUUUUGGGUAGUUUUAGAGCUAGGAGGUGCUGUUAGCAACGUGGUAUAUGGUUCAGGGAAACCAUAAUCAUGUAAUUGUAUUAUACCUUGCAUUGUUUCCUCGUCUUUUUGGAUAGAAGUGCCUCUUCGUGGGGAGAGGCCUUUGUCGGAGUGGCCUUUCUCAGUAGAAGUGCUUAUUAUUGCCCAUGUGACCGUCAGCAUGGUGCUGCGACCGUGCGUUAAAUGAAUUUUGAGAAGAUAGCACUUGUACUC